Prosopis cineraria is the source of this 2046-nucleotide messenger RNA. RefSeq names its product protein NODULATION SIGNALING PATHWAY 2-like. Gene Ontology annotation, molecular function: sequence-specific DNA binding; DNA-binding transcription factor activity. NCBI's taxonomy places the organism in Eukaryota, Viridiplantae, Streptophyta, Magnoliopsida, Fabales, Fabaceae. The coding region runs from base 163 to 1884 and encodes 573 amino acids. Gene Ontology annotation, cellular component: nucleus. The transcript has a single exon. The record is from RefSeq and is a predicted model, not a curated record. Gene Ontology annotation, biological process: regulation of DNA-templated transcription.
CUCCAAGUCUACUUCAAUCCUAAAUAAACCCAUCACAACAUAAUACAUAUAACAUCUAUUAACAAAGAUGUCAAGCAUAUUAAGUUAUAAUUAAUUUAACCGACACAUCAAACAAAUUUUUUAUAUACUAUAUUGCACUUUCUUCCUCCCUAGCUUGCUGCUAUGUUGGACUUAUUUGUUUCCACAUUGUCCUUCAUUUCGCCCAUAAAUAUAUUCAGAGAGCUAGGCCACAGAUCACCAUAUCAACUCAUAAACAAGAGUCUCUCUUUCUCUCUGCUAGUGUGUAGAAACCAGGAUAGAAAGAAGAUGGAGCCUGAGAUACUUGAGCCGUCUUGGUCAUUCUAUGAAAACAUAAGCUCAACUUUUGACCAUGAUGAGUCUUUUGACUUCAAUAUUGACACUCCUUUGUUCACUACUUCAGAGGAUACUUGUUCUGAGAUUACCUCCAUCGUUCCCUUUCCUUCCACCAUCUUCUCCAAUGAUCAUGUCUAUUACCCAAUUGAUCAGGACAUCCUUCAAUUCCCAUCGUUGGUGGAUGAUUUCUUCAUGGAUCUUGAUGCUUUUGAUCUCCCUUUGAGUUCUCAGUGUCAGGGUAUCCAUAUCUUUCCAUCACAUAACUUGUGUUCUGAGAAAGAAGAUGCUUGGAGUCCAACCCCAUCCAUGCAAUCGGACAUGUCUACAGCAGUACAAGCACAAUCAUCACUGAUCAUACCAGAGGAAGACAUGGAGAUGGAGAACCAGUUGAGUCUUCCUCAUCUUCUGGAAGCCGUUGGAGAAGCCUUAGAGCAAGGACAGAACACACUCGCCCAAGUGAUUCUGAGAUGCAUCAGCCACAAAGUAAGCCCUCUAGGUGAUCCUCUUGAGCGUCUCUCAUUCAAUUUGUCCCAAAAUCAUGAUACUUCAGAACAAGGGACUUUCCUCAAACAGGAGGCGCGCAAGAACUUCCACAACGCUUUCAAGGCAAUCUACCAAGGCCUCCCACAAGGCAGAAUCGCGCAUUUUGCAGCCAAUUCAGCAAUUUUAGAAUCCAUUCCAGAGGAUUCAGAAGUCAUACACAUAAUAGACUUCGAUAUGGGAGAAGGGGUUCAAUGGCCUCCACUAAUGGAGACUAUUGCUCAUCAACAUAAAACAUUGAAAUUAACGUCAAUCGAAUGGGAAGAAGAGGAUAGUCUUGAUACCCAUUUUGUUUCAACCCAAUGGAAAUUUGAAGAAAUCAGACAGAACCUGUACGAGCAUGGCAAGUCAUGUGGUUUGAAGUUGAAGGUGGAGGAACAGAGUAUCGAGGAAUUGGUGACGGAGCUCAAGAAAUUGAACAAAAGGGGUAGAAAUGGAAAUGGAAAGCGAAAUUUCGUGGCCUUCAAUUGCAUGGUGGGUCUUCCACAUAUGGGGAGGGUCAGAAGCAGAAGACAGGUGUUGGAAUUUCUGAGGGUAGCAAAGGAUUUCAUCAAACGCUCAUCUUCCAACAGGGGAAUCAUAACUUUGGGUGAUGGAGAAGCCUGUGAGAAACUGAGAAACAGUACCAACUUCAGGUCAUUCUUUAGUGGCCAUUUGGUGCAUUACCAUGCUUUGUUAGAAUCGAUAGAAUCAAAUUUCCCAAUUCAAUUCUCAGAGGCAAGAUCAACAAUGGAGAGUCUAUUCGUGGCACCAUGCAUAUCGUGCGAGGAUUGGUUGCAGAAAUGGGAGAUGAGAGAUGAUCGGACUCUUCAAUCAGAAACAGAGUUAGAGGGUCGAAGCUUGAGGGAAGAGACAUUAAUGGAGGUUGGAGAAAUGCUGAGAGGAAUCGAAGGUUCGUAUAAGGUCAAGAUUGAAGGCAAUAAUGGCAAUGAAAUGGUUUUGGAAUGGGAAGGAACGCAGCUUCUAAGAAUUUCGAAGUGGGGAAAUUAAAGCUCAAGGCCAGAGCAACAACUAGUUUUUCCUGCAUUUUUUUUCAGCUUAUAUUUAUAAGUCCUGAUUUAAUUUGUAAAGAUUAAUUAUUCAAAUUUGUAUCUUAACCAAAAAUAUAUUGAAAUUCUGAUUAUUCUUCCUGCAAGGAAAAUUUGAUUAUAU